This is a messenger RNA of Alnus glutinosa, 1230 nucleotides long. Its product is annotated as protein FAR1-RELATED SEQUENCE 5-like. The record is from RefSeq and is a predicted model, not a curated record. NCBI's taxonomy places the organism in Eukaryota, Viridiplantae, Streptophyta, Magnoliopsida, Fagales, Betulaceae. The transcript has 3 exons. The coding region runs from base 255 to 1001 and encodes 248 amino acids.
AAACAAUGGCCCAGGUCCGUAAUCUAGUACGGCCUUGUAGAGGAACUCCAUCAUGCUUCACUGACGUUUGUUCGUCCUCCGUCGCCUGCCGUUAGAUCACAAAUCAACCACGCCUCCCUCGAAAUCCGUUCUCUCUCUCUCUCUCUCUCUCUCUGUGAUCAAAUUGAUCAAUCUCUUAGACAAGGUAACCGAAGAAAAGCAGUUCAGACCUUGCGGGGUCCAAUUCUGUUUCCGUACGACGAAAAGAGUACAUAAUGGCGAGCAUUGAUGGUGUACAUGACUUUCUAUACGGUGAUAGGGGUUCUGAUGAUGAAACCGUAGAAAACUCUGAUGAACUUAAAGGCACAGAAGAUGGGCUAUUGCAGCAUUGUAAUUCAAACACUGUUGUGAAUGAUCACAUUAGUCUAAUAGAACCGUCAACAGCAGGUUUAAGUGCAGAAAGCUUGGAACCAUAUACGGGGAUGACUUUCCCAUCAUUAGAUGAUGCAAGGGAUUUCUAUUAUGAUUAUGCCAAGUGUAUGGGUUUCACCAUAAGAACGAAUCGGAUCAGACACUCGCUAAAGAACAUGGCUAUAAUAGGGCGGGACUUUGUUUGUUCAAGAGAAGGUUUCCGUGCUGCAAAGCAUACCCUGAGAAAAGACAGAGUUCUUCCUCCGCGGCCAAUUACAAGAGAAGGGUGCAAAGCGAUGAUCAGGUUGGCAGCAAGGGAUGAAAGUACAUGGGUUGUUACCAAGUUUGUACGAGAGCACAACCACAAGCUAAUGACUCAUUGUAAAUUUCCUGGUGAACUGCCAAUCGUAAAUAUACUUAGUGAGGAAGAGAAGGAUAAAAAGAUCCAGGAUCUAUAUGAUGAGGUUCAGCAUGAAAGAGUGCGAUCUUCAGCACUCCGACAACAGCUAUACUUGAUUCUCAAAGAUCUUGAGGAUCAUGCUCAAUUCAUGUCUUUGAGAGUUGAAGAUAUAGUUAACAGCAUGAGAGAAAUUGAACUUAAUGAUGUAUAGUUUCAACUUUCAAGCCACUGACAGAUGAGUCGUUUAAAACCAAAAUUUAACCCUUUUACCAGUUGAGAUCCUGUGACUCAGUGCCACCUGAAGCUUGGUACUGAUCGUUUUGUUUGUAACAUGAAAGAAGAAAUAAAAUACAUUGCAGGUCUCCUAGCAAAAAAGAAAUGCAUGCUGCUGACUUCUCUAAUGAUUUCCAAUCCAGUAAAGUCCAGUUUCAGUUCAAUCA